Molecule: messenger RNA, 4512 nt
Organism: Branchiostoma floridae (Florida lancelet)
Lineage: Eukaryota; Metazoa; Chordata; Leptocardii; Amphioxiformes; Branchiostomatidae
Exons: 24
Coding region: 236-3889 (1217 amino acids)
Biological process (GO): mitotic cytokinetic process; regulation of cilium assembly; centrosome separation
Cellular component (GO): centriole; centrosome
Source: RefSeq, a predicted model, not a curated record
AAGUGUGCGAAGCAACAUUUGAAAUGCCUGGGAACGACGUUAUGCAAAUAAGGAACCGAUCGAGGAGUUCAAAUUUUGCCCGCUUGGUGAAAAACAAAACAACGAGUCGUCUGUAGUGUCGAUAGAUGGCGUUUAUCAACUAUUUUUCAAUUCGCAGUGGUUAUAGAAAGCCAUUUUAAGUUUCAGGCUGUUACAAAAUUAUCCGCGCAGACUGCAUCACCAAACAGUAGCAGAAAUGGCAGCGUUGUCAGUGGGUGAUGAUGAUGAUGACAUGAUGAGUGGAUUCGGGCCCCUCAGUAGUGUUCCCAGCUCUCCUGCUGCUCCGCAUCACUUCAGCAGCCCUGCACAACAACAACAACAACAACAUGGGAGAAAACAACAGCAACAUGCAGCUGACAGCGGCCUGAGCCCAAUCACUACAGGCACCAGUGUGAGUCCCACUCUCACUCUUACAGCAGUGUCCACAGCGACCAGUCAGUCGACGCGAUACCCACAUGUCGACUCCUUCCUGUCUUCACUGGAAACCCCCACCACCUUCAUCAGGGAGAUGGAAGGGGUGAGGAACAGUCUGCAGAACAUGCUCAAGUUGGGCCAGGCUAUGGCAGUUGUGUCCACAGACAGAGACAGUUUUGAGCGAGUGGAAGGUCUCGGCCUGCUGACAGCUGACCGACAUAACAGGAAGGAGGCAGACGAGUCUUUCGACAGCAACACAACCGCACAACUCUUAACUGCUAAACCAGUCCUGGUAUCACAGGAUGUGUCCCCUGUGUCUGUGGACAGUGGUUUGCAUACCGCACGGGGCCAGUGGUCAAGCAGAGUGGAUGGGGAACUGGCGUCCGAGCGGCGCAACAGCCGCUCUGAGUCUUUGUACGUAGAGAACCAGAUUCUACGGGACAGUGUGGAAAGGGAACGUUUCAGACGCAAGCAUUGUGAGCAGCAAAUCCAGGAACUCCAGAGUAAGAUUCUGGAACUGCAACAACAAUUAGCAGUAGCUGUCUCCACAGACAAGAAGAAGGAUGUCAUGAUUGAACAACUUGAUAAGACCCUUGCUAAAGUUGUGGACGGCUGGAAGAAACAGGACACUGAGAAAACUGAGCUGAUCAGAAAGCUGAAAGAGGAGAAGUAUGCCAUAGAGAAGGGUCAUUCCAGACAACAGGAGGUGUUGAUGAACUUUGAGAAGGAUCUUGCCCAAGCCGUGGAACAGCUAGCCAUAGAGCAGCAGAGAGCCAGCAUGGCUGAACAGGAGAAAGUGGCUCAGUUUCAAAAGCAGCAGGAGGAGAAAGCCAAGACACUGGAUCUUCUACAAGGAGAGCGGGAGAAAGCCAUACGGGUGGAGUCUGAGAGGGACCAGCUAUUACAGCAGGCAGAGGCUCUACAGAGGGAAGUGGACAACUUCAACCAGACGCUGGAAACAGAAAGGAGUACCUUUAGAGCUCAAGAGGAAGAACUGCAGAAACAACUAGAGCUGCUGACAGAAAAACACCAAGAAGUAGUCGAUCAGGAAAAGGCUGCAGUCCAUGCUGAGUCCCAGAAGGCCCAGGAGCACCAGAAGGCUCUGUCCUCAGCACACAACGAAAUCGGUCAGCUGAAGAUGGAACUGAGUGCAGCCAACAGAGACAAGGAGAACCUGAAGAUGGAGCUGAGUCUCCAGGAGGCCAGGUUUGAGGCCAGUCAGAGUAAGCUGGAGUCAGAGUACCAGGCUGAACAGGAGAGAAAGAUGAGCCAGCAGCUAGCGGAGGCACAUGAACAGCUGACCCAGACGGAGGAGAGGCUGAGAGAGCAGCACAGACGACAGAUCCAGGAGGUGGCAGACAGGCACAGACAGGACCUGGACACACACAUGAAACAGUUUCAUCAGGAGCUGGAGCAGAAGGACACCAAGCUGAGGGAAACAUGCCAGGAAUAUGAUGACAGGAUUUUAGAAGCCAGAGAGAAGAUAUCUUCUUUGACUCAUGAAAAUGAGAAACUGGAAAGCCAGAAAAACGCCAUGAAGACAAGACUGCAGUCUCUUAUCCAGUCCCACGUAAAGGAGGCCAUGUUACUGUUGUCUGAUGUCACAUCAGAUGCUCUGUCCAGCUCUGCAGAGCCGGCUGUCAGCAGCUCAUUUCGUCUUGGUGCACAGAGUGGUGGGAAUAAUACAACAACAACCAGACCAGGGCUGGGUGUCGGCCUAGGACCCUCCAUGUUCUCAGUCAGUGGUCGUUCUGGGAACCUUGCACAAGAGGAAAAUCAGAAGUUCAGCUUUUCAACCCUCUUCAAAUCCGUUGAUGCUGAAAGAUUAGUUGUUCAGAGGCAGGAGAAAACAGAGACAUUUGCCACACAGACUACUGACAGUGUACCACAAGGGGAGAGACAAGCCAAAACAGAAGUACACAGAGAUAUCACAGGACCAUGGGAGUGGCAGGCCAAAGCAGAGGUGCACACCACUGCCCCAGGGGACAGGCAGCCCCCCACAGCAGAGGCACACAGACACACCACUAUCCCAGGGGAGAAACAGCCUAGUGACAUGACUAUAUACACCCAGACACAGACAGCGCCUGACACACAUGUCACUUGGAGCCCAGAGUCAGUGAUUGUGGGUGAGACUGUCGGGUACACCGAGCAGGACAUUGAUGACGGGGCCAGUGUUCUGUCAACAGAACCAACAAGACGGAUGGUAGACAGUCAGUAUGAACCACUCCUGGAGAAGUUCAGUCACCACGAGACCAAGCAGUCGGAACUGCAGCACUAUGUAGAGCUGCUGCUGCAACAAUCCCCAGCAGGAUAUGUUGAUGUGUUUCCCAGUCAAGACAGACCAGUACAGGAACACAGACAUCACACAGAAGUGCAGACAGGACCUCCCAGUUUGGCCUUCCUGCCACCAGAGACUGUAGAUUCCCCUCCUACGUCCGCCAGGACUACUCAGGUUGAUGUCCAGGCAGUUGUUCCCAGUUCCCUUCAGUUCACCAACCGGUACAUUCCUCAGCAGCCUGCACCAGGCCCUGCAGCCGGUCUACUCACCAGUGUACCAGACAAAGAUAGCCUGGACCCCCAGCCACCACAGCAGGCACCCUCACUCAACACUCGCCCAGCUCUCAGUGCUGAAUGGCUGACACAGCUCAGGACACAACAGCCUGACAGCCAGCCUACACAGAGAGAUACACAAGCAGAGAUUGGAACACAUUUAAACACCAGCAGUCAGAAUAUUCCUUCUAGAAACAUCCCUGUCCCUGUUAUGAAAAGCAGGCUCCCACCAACACAGGUUGGUGCCGGGGUCUCUCACAGCUACCCUCCUAUGAUGGCCAGCAGUCCACGAGUCCUGCCAGUGUCCAACAGCCACAGAGGAACACCCAGUAAGGAUAGACACGUAGGUCCAGGUGUGGUGACAAGGGUUCUCCCUACAGAGAGAGCGGCAGGACAACAAGCUCCUGUCAUUCAGAGAACCAAGGUUUCUGUGGGGGUGUCACAGCAGGCAGGGGGACAGAACCAACAUGGUUCAUCAGAAGCUGUUCCCCAACAACAGCCGGUGUGGCCCACUGACCCUGCAGUGGUACAGGAGCUGCUGAACAUAUAUGCCAACAGGGCUGGUCAGGGAUAUCUGGCCUCUAACAUGAGUGGACAUCAUGCUAGUUUUGCUGCUCCGUCACAAACCUCUGACCUGUCCUCAUCCAGAGGCCCUGCCAGGGUGAAGCGCAGUCUGAGUGCAAGUUUUUCUCAAGGGGAGUCCAAUCAGCUUGAAAGUGAAAGCAAGAACAUCAAACCACAAUCUGCCAGCAAAGCACAAGUACCUCCCAGAAGUGCCAAGAUGGGGAAGACCCAGGUAGUGAAGCCCACUCAGACAAAAAAACCAGAAAGGAAGGUGGCAGCUGGACAUAAAGGGGACAAGAAGUCUGGUUCAGCUUGGAGAUGAAGCUGCUGGAAAUAUAUGUAUAUCAACUUGAGGAUGCUUCUGUAUCAAUUGUCUGGGUUUUUAAGAUUGAUAUUUGGAAAGUACAUGUGAUGCACUCUCGUACACAAUUUCACAAAUCCUCACCUACAGCCUAUACAGUAGUGCCUAUCUUUUCACCAGCUAAUCAGAGAAUCGACUUUACUUAAAGAAUAUAUUUAGACAAUUCUCUGGAAAUCUUAGUCCGGUUUAGCAGAGCCUACCUUAGGUAUACUGUUUAGGCUAAGGCAAGGCUCUGCAUGAGAGAAUGUGAUGGAGGGAAACCUUUUGAUAAAGUUUCGGUCAAAAUAUUCCUGAAGAAAAUGAUGAAUAAGUAAAUUUGUAGUAUUUGUUCCUUUUUUUAAUUCUAGGAAGUAAGUGUGUUUUUGAAGCCUUGAGACUGUGUGAGCUGUAUAUAUCACUUUUACAUCCUUACUUGUAUAUGUUGUUAACAACUUCUCAUGGCUUUGUUUAGUUAAGAUAAAAUGUAGAAAAUGUUAAAGAUUAUUUUGUUAUGAGGGAAGAAGUAAGAUAAACAAAAGAGUGACAUGUACUUGUGUAAGAAUGGUCUUAUUGGCAGUCAUGCCCUGACAAGUGGAACAGAUUAU